Betta splendens (Siamese fighting fish) is the source of this 7653-nucleotide messenger RNA. It is a transcript of the gene wdr81, whose product is annotated as WD repeat domain 81. The record is from RefSeq and is a predicted model, not a curated record. Gene Ontology annotation, biological process: aggrephagy. Gene Ontology annotation, molecular function: phosphatidylinositol 3-kinase regulator activity; protein binding. The transcript is spliced from 12 exons. Gene Ontology annotation, cellular component: mitochondrion. The coding region runs from base 347 to 6514 and encodes 2055 amino acids. Lineage: Eukaryota; Metazoa; Chordata; Actinopteri; Anabantiformes; Osphronemidae.
UGGUGUUGUGUCACGUGAGGCGUCGCUCUGAAACAUGGCUCCAACUAGCCCGGAACACAACAGCGUCGGCUGACUGGGACCUGACACGCAUCUGGAGACACCAGGCGAUGGGGCAGACAUAUGUCAUCCCGCGGCGUUGUAUCGUUUUUUAAAAGUUAAUGUGUUACAAGCUCAUCAUGCGUGAAAGCGGAGGUGCCCCCUCGGCUUAACGCUAGCUAGCUGUCAACCUCUACAAGUGGCGAGAGAGUUACUCGGCAGCAUUGGCAGUAGAGGAGACACUGUCCCUCCAUGGAUCUCUGAACAUCAGCCCCAGUGGGUGACAGUGACGUGACCACAGCCGAUCGGUAUGCAACUCUUACCAGACAUGGAUUGGUUGAUGCACGCAGUUGAAAAAGACUUGGGGGUGGACCGGCGACAGCAGGGUGCAGGCCCACGGCCCCUGGAGCUUGUUGCACUUGUUCCCACGCGCUGGGUGAUGGGCUUGCGAGAGAGGAGAAUCAUGCGUUGUGCUCGCUUCGACAGCAUCAGUGAAACCGAGAUUCGGACCUACCUUCACUGCUGCCAGGCGAAGUUGCCUCCCGGCUGGACGCGGGUGUGCAUUCAGGGUCUGAGGAAGAGCAAGAUGAACUACAGAUUAGCUAGAGACCCGUGCCAUCAACAAAUGGAGUUCACCUCACUGGAGUCUUAUAUUAAAACCAUGCAGUGUGUGUCACAGCAGAAUGUCAGGAACUUAUGGCACGAAGCACAUCACAAUCUUGUGCAACCAUAUGCAGGGGCAGCGGAGCAGAUGCAUGUUGCAGCGGUAGAUUCAGUGCGUCAUGCACUGCAGAAGCUAUUCCAUACUACAUUCAUCUCAUCUGACCGAGUGUCCCCAUCUCUUUCUCCAGCCAGAGAGAAGGAGAAAGAAAACUUCUUGCCACUCACUUCAUCCUUUUUACCCAAGUCCCAGUCAGACCAGCUGUGUCCUAAUGUUCUGCUGGCUGAGUGUCUGCUAGAGACUGCAGAUAUGUUAUAUGUGAUUCUACCUUAUACUCAGUAUUCACUUCUUGAUAUAGUCUCCUUCAGUCCUGCCAAGCUUGCUAACAGUCAUGCCAAAGUGUUGUUCAUUCUCUACCAAUUACUAAUUGCUCUGCAGGCAUGUCAUGUAGCAGGUUUGUCUUGUGGUGAGCUCUCAUUGCAGGACAUAGCAGUGGAUGAGCAGCUCUGUAUCCACCUUAAGCUCAACCUAGCUCACUAUGAGAAACUGGGAACAGAGAGGGAUGUAGACAAUGAUGUCAAUAGCAGACAAGUACCAAAAAGUGUCCUGCCAAAGCACAGUGCUUGUGUGAGCCAAGAGAACAAAAGACUUUGUAGAGACUGCUUUGGCGACCUCAAGACACUUGUUCUCGACUGGGUUCAUGGCCGAGUCAGUAACUUUGACUACUUGAUGGAACUGAACAGGUUAGCAGGACGUCGGGAAGGAGACCCUAAUUACCACCCAGUUUUGCCAUGGGUGGUGGAUUUCACUGUGCCGUUUGGAAAAUUCCGGGACCUCAGGAGGUCCAAGUUCAGGCUCAACAAGGGGGACAAACAGCUAGACUUUACAUAUGAGAUGACCAAGCAGGCUUUGGCGGCAGCAGCCAGUAGUGGUGUUGGCGUAGUAAGUGGAGAUCUUAGUGGGUCUGUUGGUGCUGGUGGUGCUGGGCAAUCUGAGCACCUCCAUGUCCCUCAUCACAUAUCAGAUGUCCUUUCGGACAUUACCUACUAUGUCUACAAAGCUCGGCAGACACCCAAAACGGUGCUAUGCAGCCAUGUUAGAUCCCAGUGGGAGCCAAAUGAAUAUCCAGCCAGUAUGGAGCGCAUGCAGAGUUGGACCCCCGAUGAAUGCAUACCAGAGUUUUACACAGACCCCUCAAUUUUCCACUCCAUUCAUCCUGACAUGCCAGACCUGGAUGUGCCUUCCUGGUGCAAGUCAUGUGAGGAGUUCAUUGAGGUCCACCGGCGUCUUCUGGAGAGCAGAGAGGUGUCCCAGCAUUUGCAUUACUGGAUAGACCUCACAUUUGGUUAUAAGCUGUCUGGUAAAGAAGCUGUCAAAGCUAAGAAUGUGUGCCUGCAUCUAGUGGACAACCACACCAAUCUGACGACGUACGGUGUAGUCCAGCUAUUUGACCAACCCCACCCCCCCCGCUUAUCUUCUUCUCAGUAUGCUCCAACUGAACCUCCUUUUCUUGGUCUUGCUGCUCUUAAUGUGCCUUUACAUGUUCCUCAAAUUGACCCCAUGGCUGACGCUGUGGAUGGAAUGGUGCCAGAGUCCACGGGGUGUGAGUCCGCUGCCUGGACAAUGGUAGACAGAGACGAAGAGCUUGAACAAGGAAUGGAGGCUUUGGACUCAUUAGCGUCCAGUGGCACGUCUAACUCCACGUCCUGCUCUGUGCCACUUCCAACCACCACCACAUGUGGAGUGAAGAUGGGAGGAGAACACACAGCACUUACUGUGUCUCAAUCCCCAAGCUCAUUCACAGGUGACUUCCCAAGUGGUAUAGGCCCAGGUUUACGCAGUGGCAUGUUACAAAAAAGUGGGCCAACAAACAAAAAGCCUGGAGAGGGAAGUGUGGUCACCAACAAUGCGGAGGAGUUCAAGAUAAUCUUACCUGAAGGUUUCAGUCCAUUGCAGCCCUUGGAAGAGCUGGAGAAGAUGAACAAUUUCCUUGUUAAGAGUCUGCGUGCUGAGGUUUGGCACCCUGGAGGACACAGUGACUGCAUUAGAGAUGACGUGUUAGCUGAAACUCUACCCUCUGUUACUCAGCUCUACCAAAGAGAUAUGCAGGCGUUUGGCAUCCUCAUUGCUGAGAUAUUCUUCUCAUCCAAACUGAGAGGACUGAAACCAGGCACCCCUCUCAGACAGCGUUUCCAAGCUGUAAUGAAGUUAUGCACUGCUGGCCUUCGUGAUGUGCCACUGUCUUUGCAUCAUGCCCUCGAAACACUGCUGCUGAUAGAGAAGCACUCUGGAGUAGAACACAGGGAAAUGCCAGAUGACCCAAGCCCACUUCUUUUCAAGUAUGACCCCAUUUGUGAUGGUCUCCCUCCCCCAAACCCUUCCCAGUUUUUGAACUCAGUCAUCACACCCCUUCCAUUCCCUUCAUAUUUUGCAGCACUUCAUCAUUUUAUCUUUUCCUAUCAUACCACAAUUGAGAAACCGGGCAGCCAUCAAGGAAGAGAUGUUGUGUUUCAACUGUGGCAAGAGCUUGAGACACUGCUACGUGGUAAUAUCACAGCUGAAGGCCUUGAAAUUCUCCUGCCCUUCAUUUUGGCCCUCAUGCUUGAGGAGUCUACUGCUGUUUAUGCUGCUUGGUACCUUUUUGAGCCCAUCUCAAGGGUGCUCGGUCCCAGAAAUGCAAACAAGUAUUUAUUAAAGCCAUUGAUCAAUGUAUAUGAAAACCCUCACUGCCUUCGUGGGCGUUUCUAUCUCUACACUGACUGCUUUAUUUUGCAGCUCAUAGUGAGACUUGGUUUGCAAGCAUUUCUAUCCAGCCUACUCCCCCAUGUGCUGCAGGUCAUCACUGGCUUUGAAAGCUCAGGUUCAGAAGGGGAAACAUGUAAAGGGAUAAGGGGUGGCACAUGUAAUCUAGGAGAGGAAGAGGAAGACGACUACCACUGUGGGGAUGUGCGGUCAUCAUCUGGGUCUGUUAGUGGGAAUAUGGGAAGUAGUGGUGGAGCCAGUGGAGGGGUUGGGGUUAUGGGGGAUACAGGGUUAGUUGAUUACUCCUCCGGCAUAAGUCUGAGUGACCAAGUGUUUCUGUCAGAGACAGAGUAUUUUCAGAAUGGGUUUUAUGUCAACAGUGGAGCGGGGGCUUCUGGAAAGCAGCAGAGCCAGAACUCUGCAUCCAAAGAUGAAGACCAGGAAUCAGUAAGUGUAGGAAAGUUAAGUGACAAGAGCAGCACAAGUGAACUCUCUCUGGGUGACGGGGACUCAAUGCGGGACCGAGCCAGUCUUAAAUCGGCUGACAGCAGUCAAGACCUAAAACAAGCCAGUGAGGGUGAAGAGGGAAAAGAGUUUGAGGAAGAUGAGGUGACUGAGACAAAUUAUGGGAAAGAGGGCACACCUGACUGUAGUUUACCCAACAUGGCACUCACUCUAUCUAGCUGCCCUGAAGCUUCCACUCUGAAGGCUGACUUUGUCAAUGGAAUGACACUGGAAGAGAGCAAGAAUGGGAUUGUGGGAGAACAGGAGGAGGAAGAUGACAGUGAUCUAACAGAAGACUCUGAGGAAAAAGAGCAAAAGAUUCUUUUAGAUACAGUCUGCAAAACUGUUAGAUGGCUGUCGGCAAAGCUUGGGCCAACGGUGACGUCUCGAUAUGUAGCCAGAAAUUUACUGCGUCUGCUUACAAAUUGUUACAUUGGACCUAAUAACCAUCGCUUUGUGGUCCCUUCUGAGGAGAGCACUAUAGAGAGUGUAGGACUGGGCAGUGUGUAUGAGAAGAAGCCUGUGGUUGGUGACCAGACAGCUGGGCCUGUGUUGGAUUGUCUCAUUUACAUAGCACAACUUUAUGGAGAGCCUGUACUCACCUACCAGUACCUUCCUUAUAUAGGAUAUCUGGUUUCUCCACCUUCAUCACAGCGUCUCAACACGCGUAAAGAGGCAAGUCUGCUUGGAGCGGUUGCACUUACACAGAAGAUAAUAGUCUUCCUCUCUGAUACCACUCUAAUGGACAUGCUUAUGAAGAUCAAUCAGGAUGUGCUGCUUCCACUUCUUGACCUGCUAACCACUCCUCGCAUGGGGUUCCCCAGCGGGGUGCAGACACGCACUGCCGUCUGUAUCAAGACCCUCAGCCUCAUGGCUCUCAUCUGUCUGCGCAUCGGGAGGGAAAUGGUGCAGCAGCACAUGGCUGAUACUUUGCAUCGCUUCUUUGCGGUUUUCUCCCUGCUGCAUUCUCUGCAGCUCCAGCUGGAGAAUGCCCCUCGCAGAGUUGUAGGAGAAGUCACGAUGGUGGAUGUUUGUACAACUGAAGAGUCAAAUGUGACCUACGAAUUGGGUGUGUUGGAGGAGCUUCAGACUGUCUUUAACUCUGAGAUGGCCCAUGCGUCCUACAUCCCAUUCUACUGCCUCAUAGGUGACGUGGCAAUACGGAAACUGGUUCCCAACCAUGACACUGUCUGGCAGUUGGCCCAAUCCUACCAUCAGAGUGUGAGCCAAGGGAGUCAGAAGACAAAGCUACCUACAUCUUCCAUUGGUCUUUCUUCUGGUUUCGGCAGAAGCUUUGGUGGUAGCCCUCUACCUACACCUUCAAGUAGCUUCAUGCCACUGGCGGACUCCCUCCCUGAAUCAGGCACAUUCGGAAGCCACCUGGUAGGAAACCGUAUCCAAGUGUCCAGAGACACCGAUUACGAGGGACGCCAUACUGCCGCCAUUAUGACUACAAUGUCCACUUACACCUCUCCUUCUACGGGCAUAACUUCUUUUUCCUCCUCCUGGGUAACGGGUCCCACCCCAGAGGACAGUGCCCUGAAGCAGGAGCUCCCACGCAGCAGCCGGUCCCUCCAGGGGAACUGGCUGGCCUACUGGCAGUAUGAAAUUGGUCUCAACCAACAAGAUCCCCAUUUCCACUUUCACCAGAUCCGCCUGCAGAGCUUCCUGGGUCAUUCCGGCACUACAAAGUGUUUGGCACCACUCGCCGGAGAGGAUUAUUUCCUUUCUGGUAGCAAAGACAAGACUGUGAAACUAUGGCCACUAUAUAAUCAUGGUGAUGGAACCCAGGAGGUGGAGCCCAGGCUGACAUAUAGUGAGCAUAGAAAGUCUAUCUUUUAUGUUGGACAGCUUGAGGCUUCAUUGGAGGUAGUGAGCUGUGAUGGGACCGUGCACCUGUGGAACCAGUAUACAGGCAAGCAGAUCCGCUCCUAUGAAGCCGUGGAUGGAAAGAAUCCCAUUACAGCUGUCGCCACCAUGCCAGCUCCACACUGCAGCGUCGUGUUUGGCAGCGCCGAUUCUGUGCUUCGCUUCAUUGACCCUCGCAAACCAGGAUUACAGCAUGAAUUUCGUCUGGCCUACAACAAUUUGAGUGCUGGCCUCAUCCGGUACCUGGCAGUGAGCCCUUCAGGGCGCACAGUGGCUGCUGGUUUCUCAUCUGGCUUCAUUGUUCUGCUAGACGUACGGACAGGACUUAUUCUCAAGGGUUGGCCAGCGCAUGAAGGAGAUAUCCUCCAAAUGAAGGCUGCAGAGGGAAACUUGGUCAUUAGCUCCUCAACUGACUACACACUGACUGUGUGGAAAGACCUGGAAAACAAGUUUGUGCGCCAGUACAAGUCGCAGUCAGACCCCAUCCAUGCCUUUGACCUCUACGGUUCAGAGAUUGUAACCGGAACGGUGGCUAACAAGAUCGGGGUGUACUCCAUGGCCGACAUCUCGCUGAGCCCCAUCAGCAGCACCAAGCUGAGCUCGGAGAACUUCCGCGGGACUCUUACCAGCCUGGCCAUCCUACCCACUAAAAGGCUUCUGCUGCUGGGCUCUGAAAACGGUGCCAUUAGGUUAUUAGCUUAGGCCUCACAGCGUUACUAAACAGUCUUACUGCCAACUGUAAGCGUUUCUAAUUUUAAAGGCACAUGCAAAGGUUUCUUUCUCGGCGUCGCCUCCUUUGCUUUAUGUCACUUGUACUGUUCAGAUUGUUCACUUCUCUAAAUUGCAGCACAACAAGAGGCAGUGAAAAACGCUUCAUAGAUACGGAGUCAAGCUACUCUUAAGUUCGGCACUGAAUUUAAAGGACAAGAAAUGUGUGCCACACUACUUACAUAUAUCAUGUACCUAUGUAUUUUUUUUACUACCUAUACAUGUAUAGACAGUCUAUAGUGGGAAAUUCCUAUCUUCACUAGGUCAGUUAUUCUCUUAAAAAGAAUGAAUUAGAAGAUGUGCUCAGGAAGGUGGAGCCAAACCUGGUUCUCAUGUAGUGUUUACACUUUCCAAAUAGAUACAUAACACCAAAAAUACAUUGACCUCACCUUUUGUUUCUCUCGAUGGUAGAAUACAUAUGUAUCCAAAUGCACUGAUUAAACUAUGCAGUAUUUGUAGCUCAAACUGUUUAUUUGGGUUAGCAUUACUUCUUUUUCAUUCAUUGUCUAUACAUAAAUAAAAAUACAUUGUUGUGACACCAGUCUUGGUGCAUCUUCACAGACUGAAGACAUGAACAGUAAGUUGUCAUCACUUAGAGAUUUACUGACGCACAGCCUUCUUUCAGCUUUACCAUGUAUGGCCUGAAUUGUAACAUGGAUUCUCAUACAGAUUUUAUAGGUGAAUGUGUUUAUUCACUAAUUAAUUACUUGACGCUGCUUUGGGCUUUUCUAAAACUGUGUGUGGGGACUCUCUUCAGAACUUGUAGCAGCAUCAUCCUGGGAGAUUCUUUUAGCAGGUGUUACUUGUUACGCUCGUAACUUUUCAAACUUCUGACCACAAAAUGGAAGAACAGUCAACGCCAAGGUUAAGAGUUUUGUAUUUUAACAUUUCUAUGUAACUGCAUUUAAAGACGUUGAGAAAAUGCCAAGAAACGUUGAAAUAAAUAAAAAAUGUGAUGCACAUUAAUACAGGUACACAUUUUGUUGUGUAACUUCAGCACAAUUUUGUUUAAAAUAAAACCUGAGGAUACAGCCCAUUUGCAUUCAAACUAUUAAAGCAUUUCCCUUUAUUUA